UGCACUCCUUGAAGAAGGCACUCAGAGGGAUUUAACUUUCCUCUUAGUGAGCUCUCCUGCUCUGGAUCUCUCUGUCUCAUCCUGCUCUUUCUCUCUCUAAACCUCACCCCUUCAUAGACGACAGCAGCCAUGUCUUCAAUCAAAACCACUACUUACAGCGUCAGCGGUGGAAGCAUGAGUGGCGGCAUGGGUGGAGGUAUCAGGAAGAGCUUCUCUAGCAUGUCUGCCAGCGCAGCACCCAUUGGCAGCAGGAUGAGCUCUGUUUCAUUCCGUCGCUCCGGCGGUGGCGGUGGCGGUGGCGGUAGUGGCUUUGGCGGAGGAUCUGGAGCAAGCUACAGCUACAGCAUUGGCGGCGGUGGCUAUGGAGGAGGUCUCGGAGGAGGUUACGGAGGAGGUCUCGGAGGAGGUUAUGGCGGUGGUGCAGGAUUCGGCGGUGGUGCAGGAUUCGGCGGUGGUUCAGGAUUCGGCGGUGGUGCAGGAUUCGGUGGUGGUGCAGGAUUUGGUCUAGGUGGAGGGUACCCUGGUGGUAUGGCACCCAUCACAGCUGUCACAGUCAACCAGAGCCUCUUAGCCCCACUGAACCUAGAAAUCGACCCCAACAUCCAAGUUGUCCGCACCCAGGAGAAAGAGCAGAUCAAGAACCUCAACAACCGCUUUGCUUCCUUCAUUGACAAGGUGCGCUUCCUGGAACAGCAGAACAAAGUACUCGAGACAAAAUGGAGUUUACUGCAGGACCAGACCACUACCCGCUCCAACAUCGACGCCAUGUUCGAGGCCUACAUCGCCAACCUGCGCAGACAGCUUGACGGACUUGGUAAUGAGAAGAUGAAGCUAGAAGGAGAGCUAAACAACAUGCAGAACUUGGUAGAAGACUUCAAGAACAAAUAUGAGGAUGAAAUCAACAAGCGUGCCUCAGUGGAAAAUGAAUUUGUCCUGCUCAAGAAGGAUGUUGAUGCCGCCUACAUGAACAAAGUUGAGCUUGAGGCCAAGGUUGAUUCUCUUCAAGAUGAAAUCAACUUCCUCAGGGCCAUCUUUGAAGAGGAGCUGCGUGAUCUCCAGGGACAGAUCAAAGACACAUCAGUCAUUGUGGAAAUGGACAACAGUCGCAACCUGGACAUGGAUUCCAUCGUUGCUGAGGUCCGUGCACAGUAUGAGGACAUCGCCAACCGCAGCCGCGCUGAGGCUGAGUCGUGGUACAAACAGAAAUUCGAGGAGAUGCAGUCAUCUGCCGGCAAACACGGAGACGACCUUCGCAGCACCAAACAGGAGAUUGCAGAGCUCAACCGCAUGAUCAGCAGACUUCAGAAUGAAAUUGAAGCUGUCAAGGGACAACGUGCCAACCUGGAAGCUCAGAUCGCUGAGGCUGAGGAGCGUGGAGAACUGGCAGUGAAGGAUGCCAAGCUCCGCAUUAAGGAACUGGAAGAAGCCCUGCAAAGAGCAAAGCAGGAUAUGGCGCGCCAGGUGCGUGAGUACCAGGAGCUCAUGAAUGUCAAACUGGCCUUGGACAUUGAGAUUGCCACCUACAGGAAACUUCUGGAAGGAGAGGAGAGCAGGAUUGCUUCUGGUGGUGGCUCUGCAACUAUCCACAUCCAGGAGUCAAGCAGCAGCGGUGGUGGCGGCGGCGGCGGCGGCGGCGGCUUCGGAUUCGGUGGUGGUGCCGGAUACGGUGGUGGUUCUGGAUACGGUGGUGGUUCUGGAUACGGUGGUGGUUCUGGAUAUGGUGGUGGUGCCGGAUAUGGUGGUGGCAGUGGCUUCAGCAGUGGCAGCGGCUAUGGAUAUGGUGGUGGCUCAGGGAUGUCCAUCGGCGGCGGUGGUGGCGGCAGCAGCCAAGUCUCAAUUUCCCGCUCUGUGGUGCAGAGCCAGAAGCGCCGCUUGUAAACCAAAAACUUCCACCCAGUUACCCACUCCCAAAUAUCAUCCACCACCUGGGCAACUCCUACCUUUUUCACUCCACAUUUCAAUGCUUCUUACCUUUUUGAUGAAUUUAAGCCCCAAAAACCACUGUCACCCAAAGAGACUUUCAUGUCAAAGUGUUAUAUCAGAAUGGCUUUUCACACUCACUGUGUUGUCUUUGAUUUUAGUUUUUGCCUCUUGGCAUCACUCCUCAUCCAGAGUACAAAUUGUCCUUGAGUGGAUGCACAAUGAGAAAUGAGCUAAUGAGACAGACAAAGCAUGGAGCUCAAGUACUUCUUCAGGGUGAAUAGCUUUUGUUGCUCUAUGUCACGACAUGCAAGAAUUAAACACACAAAAUUAAUUCUUUUUCAGCUGACUCAGAAUUCUGCGUCACUACAACCAGCAUUGUUAAUGCUUCUGCUGCAUACUCAUAGUGCAACAAAAUCUACUCAAUUGAGAUUGUACUGCCCUCAGAGAGGGGUAACUGUGAGGCAAAUCUCAGUUAUUACCCAACUUUUACUCUUUCCUUUUCCUGAUUUUGGAUGAUGGGCUGAUGAGCUGUUCUUACGUCAAAAUUUUUGUAUUCAUCAAGCCAUGUACCACUUGGAAACACCAAUAAAUCAGGGUUACAU
Sinocyclocheilus grahami is the source of this 2525-nucleotide messenger RNA. Its product is annotated as intermediate filament protein ON3-like. The coding region runs from base 130 to 1878 and encodes 582 amino acids. The transcript is spliced from 9 exons. NCBI's taxonomy places the organism in Eukaryota, Metazoa, Chordata, Actinopteri, Cypriniformes, Cyprinidae. Gene Ontology annotation, biological process: keratinization; intermediate filament organization. Gene Ontology annotation, molecular function: structural constituent of skin epidermis. Gene Ontology annotation, cellular component: keratin filament. The record is from RefSeq and is a predicted model, not a curated record.